AUGGAAGCGGCAGGUGUUGAUGCGAGUAGAAGAUGCCUUGUUGUCCGUGGCAUCUCCUAUUACGCAGAUUCUCACAAAAAUGAUUUGUGGAGAGCGCAUGCAGCUGGUAAUGCGGCUGCGUUCACUAGGGAGCUGUUUUGCAGAAUUCAGCCGGCCACAGUCAAAGACAUGGAAGUGAAGCCUGAAGCUUCAGAAGGCUGCUGUCGAUAUGCUAUAUACGGCCUAGGUGGUUGCGGAAAAACAGCUCUCGCUCUUGAGACAGCCUAUCGAACACGAGAGCAGCAGCCUCAGCGUGCUGUGGGGAGCGACGAGGAUCAGCUGAUCGACUAUCUUCCAUACAGCCAAAAGGGCUCUCUCAUUUUUACCACCCGAUUUGUAAAGGCUGCACACAACUUGGCUGCAAAUAACGUCAUGGAGCUAGGUAUGCUCGACAAUGGAGAUGGAAAAGAGGUCUUGAGAACUCGCUUGUUCGAAAAGUACCAACAUCUGGUCGAGGAUGAGGUAAUGACAGACGAAUUUCUCAAUAUGCUUACUUGCCUCGCCCUCGCAAUCGUUCAGGCGGCAGCAUUCAUCAACCAGAACGACAUCCAGCUCUCCGACUAUAUACAGCUAUAUCGAGCAAGCAAACAACAGGCGACUCAGCUUCUCAGUGAACAUUUCCAAGACCAAGGAAGGUAUCGAGAAAUGAAAAAUCCCAUCGCAACAACUUGGUACGUCUCAUUCGACCAAAUCACAUCACGCGACAAACUAGCGGCUGACUACCUGUCAUUCAUGGGAUGCAUAGCAAAUAACGAUAUACCCGACUCAAUUCUGCCGGGCGAAGGGCCACAGCUAGAACAAACGAAGGCGAUUGGAACUUUAAAAGCAUACGCUUUUGUUACUGAGCCAAUGUUUGCGGGGGACAAGUAUGAAUUUCAGCAAGCGCAGACACAAAGGCCAAAGAUAUCAUUCAACGUCCACCCAUUGGUGCACUUGGCAAUGCGGGGCUGGCUGAAAUCACAAAGUCAGUGGCUCAAGUGGGUAGAGAAAGAGAUUGUGCCGUUUGGAGAUCACAGAACAAGAGAAAUGUGGACGCCAUACCUGCCUCAUGCCAAAUAUGUCAUGGGUGUGCCUGAAAUCUUCGAGCAAGAUGCAGGAGAGGUAACAGUGCUACGUGAAAAGACUUUCGGCCAAGAUGAUGGAUGGACAAGAAAUGUCAAAAAUAACCUAGCAACUGCAGGUGCGAAGAGGCGGAACAGAUACUCUAAAAAACCAUUAUUAUUAGAAAAGAAAAUCAUGGGCAAGGAGCACCCGCACAUUGUAAGCGCUAUGGUCAGCUUAGCAACAGUGCUACGGCAAUUAGGCAGGUAUGAAGAGGCGGCACGUAUGCUUGGAGAUACUUUAGCGCUAGGAAAGAAGGUCUUAGGCAAAGAGCACAUAAACAAUUAG
Messenger RNA from Bipolaris sorokiniana ND90Pr, 1428 nucleotides. RefSeq lists its product as uncharacterized. The transcript has 5 exons. Lineage: Eukaryota; Fungi; Ascomycota; Dothideomycetes; Pleosporales; Pleosporaceae. The record is from RefSeq and is a predicted model, not a curated record. Bases 1 to 1428 code for a protein of 475 amino acids. Gene Ontology annotation, molecular function: catalytic activity; protein binding. Gene Ontology annotation, biological process: nucleoside metabolic process.